UCUCAGUCUUCUUCUUGAAUCCAUGAGACAUUUUCUACAUCCAUGAUUGUAUAGUGUGUCAAGAUCCUGAGUAGCAAACAUGACAAACGCAUAUUCCUUUGACGGUCUGAUCAUCUUUGGACUUCUAGUCAUCUGUACUUGCGCCUACAUGAGACAAGUCCCUCGUCUCAAACAGUUUUUCCUCUCAGAGAAAAAGGGUUUCCUAGGAGUGUUUUACAAAGCUUCCAUCAUUGGUACGAGGUUACAUCUUGUUGUAGCCACAGCUUGCGUUGUGAUGGGUUUCUACAUACUCUUCAUCAAGUGACCCCAGAGUCAUCCCUCAAAACACUAUUUCCUAAAAGUAGCAAGAUGCUCAAAUAAUCGGCUACCUUCCAGUUGAGAGAUGAUGGAAGCGGAGUUCAAGAAUAUACCUCUCAGAGACUUCUUCUCUCUCUUUGGUCGGUGCUAAGUGGGGACCAAAAAGAGUCAGACUCAAAUGGAUCAUGAGGAGUGCCUUGAUAGCGUUGAAGAAACUGUCAAUAAGUUGUAGGCUCAAUCAUCCGGCUGUUCUUUUGUGAACACUGAAGGUUCUACAGGCUUGAGAUAAUACUGCCAUUUGGACUUACAACCAUGCCAAGGCAUGUUGCCAUCGUCUUGGUAUUGAUGCUCUUUUCAAAGUUUCCAUAAACUGUAAGAUUUUUCAGUGGAAGUGACCUUUACAAAAUGAAAUUGGCCUUGACCUUUAAAAUUCAAGGCCUGUUGUAAAUAGUUUUGUGUUAUUAUGGGUUUCAAUAGUUGCUGAAAAUGCAAAACAGGGCACCCCCGGUUAAAAAAACUAAACCCAUUAAAAACUCAAAACCAGUUUUUACUAAGGGCGUCAACAUUCUUAACUGCAGAUACCCUCUAAAUGGUGACACCAAAACACUGGCUUUUUUGUGAAGGUUGAAAUGUUUCAAUUAUACAGGUGCAUUCUGCAGGUAUCAUAAUGUUCUUUGUCAGAUCCCUCAUACAAGCAGAAGCAUACAUGUAUGCGUGUUGUAAUUUUGUAAAAAGCAUGUUGUAAUAAGAACAGAAACAUAAUAUAUUCAAUUAGUUUUUGCAUAACCUUAGAAAAAAACCUUUGAGCUUGGUUGCCUCUGAUCAAAUGUCAACUUCUCUUAAAAUGAAAGGUUGUAAAAAUAUAAAAUAGAAAUGCAUGUUGAAUUAAAGGGAAGGUACACGUUUGGUAAUGACUCAAAACAAAUAUAUUAUUUUUAAAAACUGAUUUGGUAACAAGCAUUAGAGAUCUGUUGAUGAUAUAGAACACCAAGGGAAACGACUCCCUCUGAAGUAACGUAGUUUUUGAGAAAGAGGUAAUUUCUCACUAAAAUAAUAAAAGACUUCU
Messenger RNA from Asterias rubens (European starfish), 1363 nucleotides. RefSeq names its product protein kish-B-like. The record is from RefSeq and is a predicted model, not a curated record. Lineage: Eukaryota; Metazoa; Echinodermata; Asteroidea; Forcipulatida; Asteriidae. The coding region runs from base 80 to 304 and encodes 74 amino acids. The transcript has 3 exons.